UCUUAACGCUUCCGAGCAGCGUGAGCUGCAGUCUCGAAUGGAGCGAAAGCAGAUGAAGGAAUUUAUGACCGUGAGUCUCGUCAUUCCAGAUCCGCAAGAGCCAUGUUCUCCGACCCCUUUUAAAAUGACGCUGCAUCGCGUGCUUCGACUUCCCACAGGAGAAACCUCCUCCGCUAACACUUCCCUCGGCCGAAUAGAUGUACUCCAAGCUAGUUCAGCGAUGCUUUGACGAUUGUGUCAACGAUUUUACCACAAAGUCUCUCCACUCGAAGGAGGAAGGCUGUGUGAUGCGUUGCGUUGACAAAUACCUCAAGGGCUCCGAGCGGUUAGGCCAGCGCUUCCAAGAGCAGAAUGCCGCCAUGAUGCAGGGUCAGAUGCCAGGACGGUAAAAUGCUUGAUCACAGAAUAGGAGCAGGGUUUGCGUCUGAAAAAUAAUGUACAAUAUCGGCGUGGGGGAU
This is a messenger RNA of Xylona heveae TC161, 458 nucleotides long. RefSeq lists its product as hypothetical. Bases 198 to 389 code for a protein of 63 amino acids. The record is from RefSeq and is a predicted model, not a curated record. Lineage: Eukaryota; Fungi; Ascomycota; Xylonomycetes; Xylonales; Xylonaceae. The transcript has a single exon.